CAAUGACGUAUGUUUAAGAGGAUAUAAUGAAGUUAUGAUGAUAAUGAUAAAAUAUUUCUAAACAACGAAUGUGAUUGAUUGCUAUGUCAUCUUUGAGAUGACAUAACAUCAUUAGCAGUGUCAUUUUGGUUUAAACUGUCAUUUUAUUGCCGUUCAUUUUUCUUUUCUUUUGUUUGGAACAAUCAACUAAUGAUGUUAUUAGGAAAUAAAGAUGCAUUCAAAUUAACCCGCACCGGAGGUUAAUAAAAAAUUUGAAGAUAAAUGAUGCAUUAAGCAUAUCAACAAAGUAAAGGCUAGCUUAAGUAUUACUUUCAAACAACUGUUAUGUAGAAUUUAUUUAAAAAAAAUAGUUUUUCUUGUUUUUUUUGCUUGAUAAGACGUAUGUGGAUGCUUGUUUCAAUAAAGAUGAUAUUUUUUAUUCGUUUUAUUGCCUAAAUUUUUUUAUUGUCGUUCGUUGUAAAUGAACUUCAUCUUUGAUUUUAGAUGAGGAAAUAUAUGUGUCUUUUGAUUGCGCUUUUUGCAAUACUCUUCUUCCACGCGACAAAAAGUGAAUUCAUCCAGAAAAAACUUGAUUUCGCUGUACUGCUACCAAAUGACACAGUUGAUGGAGGGUGCAUACGUCAUGCUAUCGAGAUGGGGUUCGAAGAUGUUAACAAGAUGCCAGGUUUUAUCACUCUAAACGACACAUAUGAAUUCAAGCUUGUCCCUCGCACUGCAGUAGUCGAUGAAGAGCCUGGAAAUGCAAUCGAAGCUCUGUUUAACUUGUAUCACUCUGACGAAUAUCCUAGAAUUUUUGGAACAAUCGGCCCGCCAUAUAAAGACCAGACCGAAUUGUGUGUUGAGUAUUCCACGGUCAAUGCAAAUCUUCACAUUCCUUACACAGAAACAAACGAACCCAUGGAGCAGUAUUUUGUCUUCUUUUAUCAAUCAACACCAUCUAUUUUGGCGAAAUUUGAAACUGCACGAAGACUCACUGACAGAUACGAAUGGAAAAGAGUUGGUAUUCUUUUUGAUUACUCAGACAAACUGUAUAGAAAAAAUGCCGAUAAUCUUCGAGCUGAGUUGGUUAAAAAGAACGAGAAGAAUCAAACAGUAAACGUGAUCUCAGAUCACGGAAUAUGGAGCUCUCCACCAGAAUAUUCGGUUUCAAGAGAACUUAUUGCUUUGCAACUAAAAGGCACGCGAAUCAUAAUGGCUUUAACAUCUGUCCCUGGUGCAAGGAAGAUAUUUUGUGAGGCUUAUCAUCGACAAAUGUACUCACCAAAAGUCACGUGGAUUUUAUUUGAAACUCUUCCAUCUGAUUGGGCGUCGUCAAAAUAUGAUUCGAUUAUUGAUAAAAAAACCAAUAAAAAAACGCGUGAGAUCACCUGUAGCGAAGAAGAGUUGCUAAUAGCCGCAAAUGGUUAUAUCUCUAUUACAAAACAAAAAGUUCGGAGAGAUAAAAAGAAGACAAUAAACAAUAUGACAGCUGAUGAUUUUGUUAAAAGAUUGAAAAGCAGGCUUGCACCGAACACGGAAUGUCCUGAACAUACCGCGUAUGCAUAUGAUGCUGUGUGGACUCAAGCUGUAACAUACCAACGGUUCUUUUUAAGGAGUGGCAGAGCUUUUUGGAAUUUUACUAGUGAAGACAUAGGACGUUACUAUGUGUUCGGAUUAUCACUUGUUAAAGAUAUUCAAAUGAUAACUUAUGAAGGAAUAACAGGCCGGGUGAGUUACGAACCAAGAGUAGCAGCCUUCAGCAGGGUAGGCCAAAUAUCUAUAUGGUCAAAUAAAAACACGACAGUAUAUGUUGGCACGGACGAUUCUGCUUCAAAAAAUCUCUCUAUGGUUCCAGAUGAGGUAAAGGUCCUAUUUAAAGAAGCUAAAGUACCACUUGAUGAAGCCAUUUACGUGAAAACGUACUCUGACAUUGCAAAACCUUUACUGAUUACCAUGUGGAUCAUUGCUUGUAUUGGUAUAUUGCUAGCCAUUUUAUUUUUGAUCGUUACGCUGAUAUUCACUCAAGAUAAAAACAUUUCCAUGCAAUCUCCUGCAAUCAACUGUGUGAUUAUAUUUGGCAGUGUACUAUGUUAUUCAUCUGUUAUCAUUUAUGGACUCGACACUCGCUUCACGUCGAAAGAAAACACACAUUACAUCUGUUGGUCCUUCUUAUUUACAUUAUCAACUGGUUUUACAUUGACGUUUGGAUCAUUGUUUGCCAAAGCAUGGCAACUCUACAAGUUAUAUAUGACACCAGAAGUAAAAGUCGAGAACAAUCAAAUACAUAUGAAAAAAAUUCCGGAAUGGUCCUUACUUGUUAUAAUUGGUAUUUUCCUUCUGUUUGAUGCCAUCAUUCUAAGUACAUGGGGCAUCAUCUCACCGUUUGACUACGAGACUCGCAAUGUCACAAACAAAGAAAAUUUAUUUGCAGAUAAAAUCGAGAUUGAGCAGAUUGUGGGUUGUUCAUGUGAAUACGAAACUGAAUUCACCAUUGGAAUGUAUUGUUACAAAGGUGUCAUAUUGAUCUUUGGAAUAUUUCUUGCAUGGCAAACAAGAAAUGCAAAAAUAAAAAUGCAAAACGAAUCAAAACAAAUCGCAAUGGCGAUUUACAAUGUUGUUGCUGUUUCAGUUAUUGGUGUAAUCUGUGUGUCAGUAUUAGCAAACACCACUCGUCAUCAUGCAACAUAUGCUAUUGUGGCUGUCUGCAUCUGUAUAUGUACCACUACAACACUCCUGUUGGUGUUUUGUCCCCAGAUUAGCAAAAUCAUCAACGCGGAUAGUAUUUCAAUCAAUUCGAGUAAAAGUGGUAGAAGCUCGCCAAAUGGUCUUUCAUAUGAAGAUAAAUACAACGUCGCAUGUCCACGAAAAAGCAUUGAAAAAGAGGGGGGAGAUAUAAAGCCAGCAUUAUCCACUGGUACACUCAACACACAACUUUCAACUGAACAAACACAUCAAAGCAGUUGCGGAUCAGUGGAAAAUGCAGCUGGCUCCCCCUUUACUGGUAACAGUAUUCUUUCAUUUAAUGCCAGCUACCUCUCGAAUUCUGUGUUUAUGACACCACCAGCGUAUGAAACGUGCGAGGAACCAAGAAGAAGAGUUGACUCAAUGGGGAGAUUGAGUUCUGGCAUUUAUGUUGGAACCAUCGAAGAAGAAACAGAUGCUGAGGGAAAACGAAUUGAGACAUCCACAGAAGAAAAUCAACUUUAAAAGGAAAAAAUGUCUGGUCUUACAUUGAUCAACUUGUAUUGUACAUAAAUUAAUGCCUGUAUACGAGCAUCUACUGGACAGUUCGCUCAAAAUAAAUUUUAUAAAUUAGAAAAAAUAUGUUUUUUAAUAUAAGGAAAAGCACAUGGCGUUGUGGUAUAAUGUUGCUAUUCUUGUAUAAAAGUCGUUUAGUUUUCGUCGUAGAGGCGUUCAUCAACCGGAUAACGGGAAAUGAUCAUCAAUUAUUUGAAUCAAAUGUGUUAUUUGCUAUAAUUAAAUGUCUCUAAAGGAUUUCCUAAACUCGAAUUGCUAGCUCUGUUGUUAGAAAUUUCCCAAUUUUCAAAAUUCUUUGACAAAUGUAUAGGAUUGCAAGCGAUAAUAUCUGC
Messenger RNA from Hydractinia symbiolongicarpus, 3569 nucleotides. Its product is annotated as gamma-aminobutyric acid type B receptor subunit 2-like. Bases 484 to 3186 code for a protein of 900 amino acids. Lineage: Eukaryota; Metazoa; Cnidaria; Hydrozoa; Anthoathecata; Hydractiniidae. Gene Ontology annotation, biological process: G protein-coupled receptor signaling pathway; gamma-aminobutyric acid signaling pathway. The transcript has 3 exons. Gene Ontology annotation, cellular component: membrane; G protein-coupled receptor heterodimeric complex. Gene Ontology annotation, molecular function: G protein-coupled GABA receptor activity. The record is from RefSeq and is a predicted model, not a curated record.